AAAUAAGUAUACCGCUCGCAUAUGAGUAUUGAUCGUGUGAGCGGACAGUUGUCCUCGCUGCGCCCUAACGAUUAUUAUUAAUGACCAGCGCAAAACAUUUGCAUUGCAAUUCCAGGUUCAGUUCUCAUUGCGACGCGCUGUCAAACGGCCGCAUUUUUGGUGUGUGUCGUCCUGCAACACACACACAAACACACAAACAAAAUCAAUAUUAAUGAGCCAUUAAACGCUGUCUCAGGCUCAUUCUAAUGACUGAGCUGGCAGCUUGUCUCGAAGCGGAAAUUGAAUAGCCACAGCGUAGAACGAAUCACAGCGGAUGUAGCCACACUGCAGAGCAGGAAAUCGCAUUAGCAUUAGCAUCAGCAUCAACGAGCUCAACUGAUUCCGCUUAAAAGUCAGAGAAACCAAAGCCCUCAGCCCGUAACGGAAGUUUUAGCGUAAUGCCUUGCGCCUGAUGAGCUGCCGAGCAUGGGCUGCUCCAAUUCCAAGUCCACGACAGCCAUAGACGAGACUAAACCAGGGCCAGCCCCAACGACCGACUCAGCAAAAGCAAAGUCCAACAAAAUGGACGCCUUGCCCAAGCAGGAAUAUCCGGCCUCGGAGGCGUUUACCAUACCGCUCGAUGACGAGAAUAAUACAACAGCCGUUCCAUUGAAUGAUACGCUGCGUCAGCCGCCCAAGCGACUGCAGCAGCUGAUGCAGCAGGCUGCCGAAACGGAGCCACUCACAUUGGAGGAGCUGGAGGAGAAGCAGCAGCGCGCCGAGCAGCGACGCCAGGAGCUCAUGCAGCAGAAACUGGAGGGCAUACAGAAGAACACAGAGAAGCUGCUUAUGCGUGGCCACGGCGAACAGUCGGAUGAUACGGUGGAAGAUGCGUUGGAAGCCGCAGAGCAGCAACAACAAGAGUCUACACAGCAUUAAGCCCCAUUCACACUUAAUUUUUAGCAUUAAGUAUCAUUCACACUAAUCAGCUUUACCAAGAAACGCCACUAGAAUCAGGGGCUCCUUUAAAAAUAUUUGCGUGAAUGCAUUCACUCGAGCUCGUAUAUGAGCAAAUGUUAUUAACCGAAAAUCUUUGGGCAGCAUUUGAAUUUUUUGCUAACUAAAAACUUAUAUAUAUAAUUAAUCUAAAAAUCAGCGCACAUUUUACUCAGUGUUUAUGUUUCUGAAAACCGAAUUUUUCUUAUAAGGAUUAAUGUUCUUGUCAUUUUAAUUUGAAUUGUGAUAAAAAUCGAAUGGCAAACAAUUGGUACUUUUAUGUUUCAACUUCAAACUUUGAAGUAUUCUAUCAAAAACAAAGCAGGCUGUUUUAUAGUUAAGUUAAGUUAAUCUACUUGAAAUAUUAUCUUUUGUUUAUUUAUACAUUCUUAUUUUUUUGGUAUUUGACUAUUUAGAUAAAUUCUCCUUAAGUUCUUUGUAUUUUACUAAGAUACAAAUUAU
Messenger RNA from Drosophila virilis, 1437 nucleotides. The record is from RefSeq and is a predicted model, not a curated record. Lineage: Eukaryota; Metazoa; Arthropoda; Insecta; Diptera; Drosophilidae.